GUGUUUAUGAAUAGAAAGAUUUGUAUGCUCAUUCUCAAUGCAUGACUCAACAGUUUUAACAACCAGUAAUUUUACUCAAAUAUAUCCUCGUUGAUUCCAGGGAGUUCUCUUCUUUAGACCAGAUUUGGACUGCAGUAGAAAUCCAGGGUAUGUUAUGUAAUACUGUGAGUUAACGUUAGGUACUGAUCACAAUGUCCUUGAUGAUUUUCUUAAGUAAUUUGAAAUGUAUAUAUGUGCAUUGUGUAAUUUUAAGAAGGCUUUAGUGGUGUAAUGCCACCCAAGUGAGUGUGUCUGGAUUCCACGUUAGGAAAACAUUCUAGUUGGAACCUGUCAUGUCUUGGAUUUUGCUUCAUGCGUCCUAAACCUCCAUCCUUUGACCUCCCAACACCUCUAUAUGCAGGCUUACCCUAAAAAUAAAAGUGUAGAUUACGUCUAGUAUACUUGUGUUAUGAUCUCCCAGAGGUUUCCUCAGAUAUUUGAGAUGGCACUCAAAGUGGAGAGACAUUUACCCUGGGGGAUCUCAUUGUUAUAUUGGAAUGUGGUGGUUGUGUGUGAUAAUGCGACAAGGAUGGCAGAGAAAGAGAGACAACAGGAGAAAAGAAAGUGCAGAACAGAAAGGCUCAUCCUGCAGCAUUAAACGGCUUCUCUCAGAGACUGUAGGUACCCUGCAUCUCAGGGACUUUUGCAGAAAUCCACUCAUGCCCUUGUGCCAGGAUUGUUUGCUUUUUGUUUCAUAGCUGUCUCUCCUGCAUUAUUGCCUCAUGGUACUGUUUCUAGAAGUGUGCUCAUUUCUGUUUAGCCUUAAUUUAUAUUUAUUUAAGUUUUGGUUUUAUUAACUCUUAAAUUCUCAUUUCAUUUGAUCUAAUAUUACUAUUUUAUUUUCAACAAAAUAUACCUGUCAGCUCUUAUUUUAAAUAGUUUUAGUUAACAACACUCUUAGUAAUAAAGGGACAUAUUUACCUUAUUCAUUCAUGAAGGUGCCUAUAAAUAUACCUAAAUUGUGCAUAUUUGUACCUUUUGAAAACAUACUGGCCCCAUUUUGGACCUUUUUUCAUUGGAUGAAUAACGCUGAUGUGCAGGUUUGAUCCUGAAUCCUUAUAUCAGAGGAUCAGGGACUUGACGGAAGGUGACUAGUUUGUGCUGUUUAAGUAAAUCGAAGCACAGCCUUCUUUCCCAGAAAGGAUUUGUCUCAUCCACUCUCUCUCUGCCUCUCUGUCCCUCCUUUUUCUAAGACACCUGAUUGGAUAAUUCAUUUUUAGUAUGUCCACCCCUCUGAAAUAAAUACCAGGCAGAGUUUUUAAUAUAAGGCUGUUUUCUGCGACUUUCCCAUUUAAAGUUUCAUGCAACAGCAAAUGGAUGUAUUCUGGGUUUCUUGGAUGGAUGCAUGAAGUAUAUUUUUCUUUGGAUCAUACGAUUAAGAUAAGUAGAUAAUUGGAAAACUCUUUAGACUAGCUUUAAUAUAUUGAUUAGAUUUUUACAUUUAUUUAUUCAAUUAUAAUAAUAAUAAUAAUUUGUUUUUGUUUUUAUUAGCUUGGUAUCAGACAUUUUUAUUUAUUUAUUUUUUUUAGUUUUGCUGUGGAUUAACCAUUAACAUGGAAGAUAUGUAUUUAACUGUAUAUUUAUCUAUUUGAACAGCUUAUUGCACAAUUUACAGAAGUUAUAAAAAAUGAUAAGGCGAGACAAUUCUGUGACGAUGUGAAAUACAGUAAAAGCUCUAUUCCCUUGUGUGGACUUACUGAGUCAGACUUCACUAGCUCCACCCCCCUUUCCUUCACUUGCUCUUCUGCUCCUCCUCAUUUCUGAGAGGCGUGAGUAUCUGCCAGAGCCUAAGAGAGCGAGUCAGACCAGAUACUCUCUGCAGAGUUUCAAGGGGACACAGCAGCCGUAGAAGCCCUCAGUAACCCAAACUCUAUCUCAACCGUACCAGUUUCAGGUUAACAGCACCGAAUCCAGCCAGCUAUGGAGACUCCAGGUCAGAAACGAAGCACCCGCGGAGGGAUGACCACCGUCCUGUCCCCCACCCGCAUCACUCGGCUGCAGGAGAAAGAGGAUCUGUGCAACCUGAACGACCGUCUGGCCACCUACAUCGACAAGGUGCGCUCUCUAGAGGCAGAGAAUGCAGGUCUACGUAUGCGCAUCACCGAGUCGGAGACGGAGAUCAGCCGUGAGCUGAGCGGUAUGAAAGCGGCAUACGAGGCCGAGCUGGCGGACGCCAGGAAGACGCUGGACUCGGUGGCCAAAGAACGAGCCCGACUGCAGCUGGAGCUCAGCAAGGUGCGCGAGGACUACAAGGAGCUGAAGGCCAGGAAUAGUAAGAAAGAGGCAGAUCUGGAAUCGGCACUGGCCAGACUGAAGGAUCUGGAAGCUCUGCUGAACUCAAAGGACGCGUCUCUCUCCACAGCACUGGGGGAGAAGAGAUCACUCGAGGUCGAAGUCAGAGAUCUGAAAGCCCAGCUGGCAAAGCUGGAGGGUGGUCUGAAUGAUGCUAAGAAGCAGCUACAGGAUGAAAUGCUACGACGUGUGGAUGCCGAGAACCGAAUCCAGACCCUGAAAGAGGAGCUGGAUUUCCAGAAAAACAUCUACAAUGAGGAGAUCCGUGAGUCUAAGCGCAGGCAUGAGUCACGUAUGGUGGAAAUCGACAGCGGCCGCCAGCAGGAGUAUGAGAGUAAACUGGCCGAGGCUUUGGCUGAACUCCGCAACCAACACGAAGAGCAGCUUCGCAUCUACAAGGAUGAAAUUGAAAAGACCUACAACUCCAAGCUGGAGAAUGCCCGUCAGUCGGCUGACAGGAACAGCCAUUUGGUGGGAGCCGCCCAUGAGGAGCUGCAGCAGACACGUCUGAGGCUGGAGGGUGUCACCUCUCAGCUCACUCAGCUGCAGAAACAGUUGUCUGCUCGCGAGGCGAAGAUCCGGGAGCUGGAAGAGGCUAUGUCCAGAGAGAGGGACAUGAUGCGCCGUCGCAUGGAGGACAAGGAGAAAGAGAUGGCAGAAAUGAGGCAUCGCAUGCAGCAACAGUUGGACGAGUACCAGGAGCUGCUGGACAUUAAGCUCGCGCUUGACAUGGAAAUCAGCGCCUACCGGAAGCUUCUGGAGGGCGAGGAAGAGAGGCUGCGUCUCUCCCCGAGUCCUCCCCCUGUCCGUGGGGUGACUGUGACCCGCUCCUCGGGUUCGGGCACUCAUACACGUGUGGUCCAGAGCAGCACCAGCCGUACCUCUUCAGGCAGCGCUAAAAAACGGCGCUUGAACGAUAACGACAGCGAUGCCUCCAGCGUGGUCGGUGGAACUGUUACUCGCACACGAGUCGCCCAGCAGGCCUCUGCCAGCGGCCGCGUGACCGUGGAUGAAGUGGAUAUGGAGGGCAAAUAUGUACGGCUCAGUAACAAAUCUGAUCAGGAUCAAACUAUGGGUCACUGGCAGGUGAAGAGGCAGAUUGGUUCCGGCACUGCCAUCGUCUACAAGUUCCCACCAAAAUUUACUCUGAAGGCAGGACAGGCUGUCACUAUCUGGGCCGCUGGAGCUGGAGGAGUCCACAACCCUCCUUCUGACCUUGUGUGGAAGACCCAGAACUCUUGGGGCAGUGGAGAUCUGUUCCAGACCACCCUCAUAAGCGCCAGUGGGGAGGAAAUGGCCAUGAGGAAGGUCACACGCACUCUAUUCCAGGAUGAGGAUGAUGAUGAUAUGGCUGCUCAUAGCACAUGUGGGGACAGUGAGUACAACCUCCGCAGCCGGACGGUGGUCUGUGGCUCAUGCGGACAGCCGUCAGAUAAAAACAGCAGCUGUGUAUCAGCCAGCUCUGGAGUGUCGAGUGCGUCUCGCUCGUUUAGCAGCGGAGGGGGGCUGCCUGAAACAUUUGUCUCUCCCUCACACUUCAUUGUGAGCAAUGACAAGCAUAGACAGGCUGGACCCAAACUAGACAACUGCUCCAUUAUGUAGGCAAGCUGUAGUCAGCCCUGACCAUCUGUCCUUUUACACAAACCAGGAGGAUUUCAUCCAACAAUUAGUUUCUUUUUGGAUUAUGUGUCUUAUAAUUACAUUAUAUAUUUUGUACUUCAGUUUUUGUUAUGCAUUUCAUAAUCUACGGGGUAGAUUUUUGGCUUUUGUAUGGCAUUAGGCUUCAUACGGCUGGCAGCUUGUAGGCUGUAGUUAGUGAUUAUUAUGUACAGUGUUACUCUAAUAUAUUUGCAUGGUGGCCUGGCAGCAGCUUCAAAAUAAUCGUACUGUACUCAGGGAGAGAGGCGAACAGAGCACUUCACACUCACACCAUGAGCUCUCAACGGGAAUGCUGUCGGAACGCAACACGCACAGUUACUGUAAUACACCUUCUCAUGACUAAACUCUCAUUAUAGCCCAGUCUAGUUAUCUAGCUCAUACACGAGGACAAACAAUGAGCAUCGGUUGAUGUAAGACCGGAAAUGAGGGGUCAUUCGUUAUUGUCCAAAAUUGUGUCAUAAAGUAAUUUGUCAUGUUUUUUCAUGCUACCUCUUGCAGUAACGUAAUUGAAACGAUGUGCAUCUACAAAAGGGAAAGGGAAGUGAGUAAUUCUAUGCAGUUCUGUUAAAAUAAAACUCCAGGAUAGAAAUGCAGAUGUUCUGGAUGUAAAACUGCUUUGUGUCUUGAUACAACCGCACAGCUGAAUAGGUACUUUGUGUCUUUUGGCAGUGCGUGUACAAGCUCUGACUAGACCGCAGUGUGUCGCGUCUUGCAUAAUAAGUGUUUUGUUUCCGAAAGACUUGAAGCAACUAUAAAACUAAUCCAAAGAAAAGCUCCUUAGCAGUUUGCAACUGCCAAUACGUUGUCGACGUGUUAAACAAAAGCUUACUGAUCGUUUGAGAAGGAAAAUUUUGAAGUUUACUUGCAGAGAAAGACAUAUCUGAUGUAUUGUGUUACCUGGGAAUCAUGUUGUGUUUAAAGUACUGAGUACUGAAUUAUUGAGAGAUGUAUUUUUGUUUCAAAGCGUAGAGGCAGAAUAUUUAAAUAUGCAAAAUGACCACCGUCAUUCCCAGCUUGAAUGCUCUUAUUUUUAUUGUAUUUUUAUGACGCUUGAAAUGUUUGAGUUCUGUUAAAAACUCAAGUUGGCAUGUACACUAAAACGUUUGUAUUUCUCUAUGGGACUGAGUGUUGAUUUGCUCUCGUCACUCCUCUCUUGCAGUAGAUGAUCCAGUUCCUCUGUCCUUCCUUUCACUGCACACGUGUCCAGUCCGUCUAAUUCAAGACUUAAAACAAAAAAAUUUGUUUUAGAUAGUGGGAACAACUUGCAUCCUAGGAAAUUAAGAACAUAACCGAGCCUCCCACAGCUCUCCAGACGGAGGACUGGAUAUUGCUGACAUUAUCGCUUUGCAAAGCUUUGGGUUUCUAAAGGAGAAUCUGGGGAUAGUGUAUCUAUUUUUUCUAUAUAUACUUAAGAAUUGUGGUUUUGUAUUACCACUUAAAUAGCCGUUGACAUUAUUGUAAUAAGCCAUGUAUUUUCAUUUUUGAAACUGAUAAUGGAUUUCAGUUGUUUACUUGUUAGCAUCUUUGGCAGUGUUGCCUUAUGCAAAGAAAUGCUUACAGAUAACCAAAUCUAAAGUGAUAAAAAAUAUAUUUUCCCUUUAUUUUGACAUGUUUUUAGUUAAAUGGCUAUUUUCAUGAAGGCUUUCAAACUGCAGGGCAAUGCAGGGAUAUUUUUUUGUGUUUUUAAUUAUAAUUUACUGUUUUGUGAGAAAUUUCGUAAUUGUUGUGAAAUCUUGUUACAAACUGUGCCUUGAUUUUUUUUUUUUUUUUUUUUUUUUUUUUUUUUUCAGUUAUAACGAAUAAAGCCUUUCUGAAUUUUCA
Molecule: messenger RNA, 5811 nt
Organism: Puntigrus tetrazona (Sumatra barb)
Lineage: Eukaryota; Metazoa; Chordata; Actinopteri; Cypriniformes; Cyprinidae
Gene: lmna
Product: lamin A
Exons: 13
Coding region: 1960-3933 (657 amino acids)
Source: RefSeq, a predicted model, not a curated record